GGGGCUACCAAGUCGGAGAAGCUGUCAGAAGGACUCCAGCUGAGCCAUGGCAAACACACCUGAAACUUCCUCACGGCAUCUGAUGCAUCAAUUUUGGGAGGAACAUUCACAGAAUUCCUCGCUGGAGGAAAUGAUGUUGGACUCCAGAGCCCAGGAGCUCACUCAAGAAGAUACACCUGAGAUACUCAGUCUUCUGCCUUUCCUAGAGGGACAGGAAGUGUUAGAAUUGGGAGCCGGGAUAGGCCGAUUUACUGGAUCGCUGGCUGGAUUAGCCCAUCAUGUGACUGCGGUUGAUUUUAUGGAUAGCUUCUUGAAACGGAAUCUGGAAGGAAACGGCCAUCGGACCAACAUAACGUUUUUACAGGCUGAUGUUACCACCUUGGAGUUCCCAAGCCAGAGCUUCGACCUCAUCUUCUCCAACUGGCUGUUCAUGUACCUGUCAGAUGCUGAGCUGAAGGCCUUAAUCCAGAAGAUGCUUCUGUGGUUAAAACCGCAUGGCCAUAUUUUCUUCCGGGAAUCGUGUUUUUACCAGUCAGGAAACAGCCAUAGAAGUUUUAACCCUUCCUUUUACCGAAAGCCUGCAGAAUACAAUCAACUCCUCACCUCAGCCCAAGUGACGAUCGGAAACAUGUCUUAUGGAUUUGAGAUUGUUUUAUCUCGUUCAGUGCAGGCCUACAUCAAGGAGUUCUCCGAGGAAGAAUUUGAAUCCAUGGCGUCCAGUUGGCGAGCAAAAUUGCAACGCUGUGCAGCCGGAGACCAACGCUGGGGAGUCUUCCUCGCCCAGAAGCCAGAGUAGAUCAGGGCAGGAAUUCACACACACACAAACACACACCCAGACACCUUUCUUUGUUGCUGUUAGUUGCGAAGUCGUG
Molecule: messenger RNA, 872 nt
Organism: Notechis scutatus (mainland tiger snake)
Lineage: Eukaryota; Metazoa; Chordata; Lepidosauria; Squamata; Elapidae
Source: RefSeq, a predicted model, not a curated record